Heterotrigona itama is the source of this 2237-nucleotide messenger RNA. The record is from the annotation of a GenBank genome assembly. NCBI's taxonomy places the organism in Eukaryota, Metazoa, Arthropoda, Insecta, Hymenoptera, Apidae.
CGGCGCCUAAAAAGGGUGCGGUGCACGCUAAUCGCCAUACUGGGCGAACGUGACCGAAGACAGAGCGAAAAUGAGUACUAGAGUGUGUGUCAGAUCGAAGCUAUUUUGCUCAUAACAGAGGUUUUAUUUUGACAGUGUGAUCAGCGAAUGGGCCGCGCGAUGUCCAGUACGCUGGCCAAGCCCUGAGGGAAACGGAAAAGCGUCGAUCCGUGCGCGUGGCCGCGUAAGAUCAGAAAUAUCGCGGCUCGGGUUUCUCAGCGACCCUCGAGUUGUCGUGCUGCAUGUGUCAUUUGCGAGGUGCUAGAAGGUGUAUCGUAGCCCGUUGUCACUGACCCGUCCCCUCGCGUAACGUUCACGUGUGUAUCGCUGGUUGUGCGUUUUGCGGUGGAACAGAUGCGACAUUGAGAUAAACUCCCGGAAUUAUAUCACCGAUGAGUUUGGCCGCGUUGCGCUCUGUUCGGUGCUGCCCCUUCAACUAAUCGCGUGUGUAAUGCCCGGGAGUCGCUCCAGCACGGACCCAGAGCACAAGUCACCGCGGGAAAGUGGUGAAGAUUCAGAAGAUGAGAGUGAAAUCCUGGAGGAGAGCCCCUGCGGGCGGUGGCUCAAACGCCGGGAAGAGGUGGAACAACGCGAUGUACCAGGAAUCGACUGUGCUUAUUUGGCGAUGGAUACAGAGGAAGGAGUCGAAGUUGUUUGGAAUGAGGUGCAAUUUUCUGAAAGAAAGAACUUUAAAGCGCAAGAAGAAAAAAUACAACUUGUAUUUGAAAAUCUUACACAGUUGGAACACCCUAAUAUUGUUAAAUUUCAUAGGUAUUGGACAGAUACCCACAAUGAUAAACCUCGGGUCAUAUUUAUAACUGAAUAUAUGUCUUCUGGAUCUUUGAAACAGUUCCUAAAAAGAACAAAACGUAAUGUGAAAAAAUUACCUUUGCAAGCAUGGAAACGCUGGUGUACUCAAAUACUUUCUGCAUUGAGACUCUGUAACCCCUGCCAUCGACAUUUAUUCGUUUGGGAUGUGCGCCCUGGAAAUGGCCGCGCUGGAGAUUCAGGGUAACGGUGACACCGGCACGAUCGUCACCGACGACAACGUGCGGAAAACGAUAGAGUCGUUGGACGACGCCCAACAGAAAGAUUUCAUUCGGAAGUGUCUCCAGGUAGACCCGCUCAGUAGACCAAGCGCGAGGGAGCUGCUCUUUCAUCCUGUGUUGUUCGAGGUACAUUCGUUGAAACUGCUCGCUGCCCACGCGCUGGUCAACUCAGCCACCAACAUCUCGGAGACGAUAACGGACGAGGUACUGCAAAGGCUCUACGGACCUGAUACGGUAGUCGCGGAAAUUAAAUACCAAGGUCGGCCACCGCAGCAAAUUCGACUGAGCGAUAUUCCCGUUACAGAGAAGUUGGAGAAGUUCGUGGAGGAUGUAAAAUAUGGUAUAUAUCCGCUGACAGCGUUCAUGGCGAAAUUACCACCACCUGUACGACCUCGGGCGAUAUCGCCCGAGGUCACCGAAUCGGUGAAAUCCGUCACACCGGAACCGGUGGACGUCGAGUCUCGAAGAGUAGUUAAUAUGAUGUGUAACGUUAAACCUAGGGAAGAAAGUUGUGAAUUACUUAUGACAAUAUUAUUGCGAAUGGAUGACAAAAUGAAUAGGCAAUUGACGUGUCCUGUGAGUCAAUUAGAUACUUCGAUGCUCCUCGCGCAGGAGCUUGUACAUUUUGGAUUUAUUAACGAGAACGAUCGUGAUAAAAUAGCAAAUUUAAUCGAAGAGGCAUUAAGGAGUUGUUUUAAUAAGCAAAUGAUGAAACCAGGGAUGCUGUCGUUAACGAAUCUUCCCACCCAGACUACAUUACUGCUGCCUGGCCCGGAAUUUCCAUGCUUGCAACACUUUGAUAACUCUGUGUAUAAUGCUGCAACAUCUCAUAGUGAUAGUGUAAUAACUAACCCGCUGCCAAAAACCUCAGGUCUCCCCGUGUCGAGUAACACGAGCAGAAGUCACGAUGACAUGGAACCACCGUCGAACGUCGAGAGCGGUAGUUAACUAUCCAGGAUAUCUGGUAACUCAGUUCACUGUGCCACUUUGCACGCUCUAUGUAUAGACUGGCUAUGUAUUUUUAUAUUUAAGUAAAACAGGAAGAAAGAAUGAAAUUAAAUGAUUGAAAGAGAACGAAAAAGGAAAAAGAAAAAAAAGGGUGCCGUGGCUAAAGCUCUAGGCUGGAAAAAAAAAAGAAAAAAAAAAGAG